CGAGAGUCAGCCGACGGUUAUUCUCACCCCCUUAUCGCUCACUUGGUUGUGUUUGUUUGAUUUUCAUUUCCUAUUUUCUUAAUAAUUUUCUUUGUUUUUUACUGAAUAAUUAAAAAUUUGAAUUUAAAUCCAUAGUCAUGGCAACCUUAAAAGAACGUGAAAUUGUCCCUGAUGAACUUAUGGCUCAUGUUGAAAAUUUAAGGAGAUUCAUCAAGGACCAGAAAAUGAUUAGAGAGGAGAAUUGUUGUCAACGAUUUACCAUCGAACCAAUUGUGCAAAUUGAAACGGAAAUGGACGAGAACAUCAAGGCAGUAUUACCUAAAUUGGAAAUUGAAAUUCAAAGAUGUACCAAGACUGUUGAUUCAUUGAAGAAAGAAGCUAGAGAAUUGUUACACGAUGCUGAAAUGUCCUAUCGUUUGAGUAAAUCUGGAGUAGCAUUUAGAAGUAUUUACAACUCACCUGAGAAUCUUCACUUCAAUAGUCCAUUCGUUGAUAAAUAUUUUCAAACAAGGAUUGAAAAAUUUGAAGAGCGGGUUAAAGUUUAUCAAGAACAGAUAAAGGAUCUCCAAACUUUAAUCCAAACCUUUAAUAAAUCUUACACACCUGAAGAAUUAUUUGCCAUAAUUAGACGUCAACAUGAAAUACUUGUGGGAUUGUCAUCUCAGGUCUAUGCAAUUCAAGAUACAGUUGCUAAAAGCGGUCGCCCAGCUAUGAUUGCCUGAUCAACUCUUCAUAAAUGUCUACUUGUUUUUAAAAACAAUGUCAAACAAAUGCUCAUCCAAGCUUCUCUGUUUACACAAUCAAACUUAUCAUUCAAUGUAAAAACUUGAGAGGCGACUAAAUGAUUCAUAAAAUUGAUAAGCUUUACAAUCUUUCAGAUGUCCUGAAUAAUCAUUUUCUUGUGAAAAUCUCCUCUAUUCCAGCAUAAAUUCCGUAGCUUGUUGAUAAUAUCGACUUGCUUAAACUUUCAAUUUCAACUGAUCUGAAAUAAAAUAAAAAAGAAAUGAUAAAAAUAAAUUCAAACCUUAUCUAUCUAGAAA
Tetranychus urticae (two-spotted spider mite) is the source of this 1040-nucleotide messenger RNA. Its product is annotated as nucleoporin p58/p45. Gene Ontology annotation, cellular component: nuclear pore. The record is from RefSeq and is a predicted model, not a curated record. Gene Ontology annotation, molecular function: structural constituent of nuclear pore. Gene Ontology annotation, biological process: nucleocytoplasmic transport. Lineage: Eukaryota; Metazoa; Arthropoda; Arachnida; Trombidiformes; Tetranychidae.